AUGGGAAAGAACAAGAAGAAAUCUGGUAACAAGAACAACAACAACAAUGCUCAUGCAAAUGAUGCUACUGUAGAGGAUAAAGAAUAUGUUGUUGCAGAGGUGGAGCCAGUAGUCGUCGAUGCAAACGAGGUCGAAUCGGUUAAGGAAGAGGAUGGUCAAGAUGAAGUUGAAGAGUCAAAGAAGGACAAUGAAACUGAAGUCGAAUUGUUGAAAGAACAAAUAAAAGUCUUACAGAAUCAAUUAGAGCAAGCAAAGAUCCGAAACGAUGGUGAUCCAGAAUCAGUUCCAAGUGAGACUUCUGAAGGUUCCAAUGCUGAAUUAGAAAAAGUAAAAGAAGAAAGAGACAAGUAUGAAUCUCAAUAUAAUUCAUUGUUAGAUAGAAUCUCUUCAAUGAAGACUAUUUUCAGUAACAUGAAGGCAUCAGAGAAAGAACACGAGGCAACUAAACAACGAUUAAGAGAGUUAGAGAAAGAAAAUGAAAGCAUAAAUCAACAGUUGGAAGAAUACGAAUCUCAAAAUUUAAAGAUAAAAAAUAAGGUUGAAACAAUCGAAGGUGAAAAGAAGGAAAUGAAGGAAACCAUAGCUAUUCUAAAUAGGGAAUUUUCUAGCUUAGAGAAUGAAUUAGAAGAUGCUCAAAGCAGGAUAAAAGAAUUAGAAAGUGAUAUCAAAAUUUCUAGCAGCUCUAGUUUGCAUGAGAUAUCAUCGAUAAAGAAGGACAAAGAGCGUUUGUUGACACAAAUUGAUGAAUUGACCUUGUUACUGGACAAUAAUAAGAAAGAUAUUAAUGAUUUAGAAGAGGAGAGGGACAACCUAGCAAAUAGCGUGGAAACCUUAAAGAACGAAUUACAGAAACAAGAAAGUAUAGUUGAGAACUUAGAGAAUGAGUUGACUAAACUUGAAGCUGAACAUAAUAGCUCAGCACAAUCUAAGAAAAUGGAAAUUGCUUCCUUAACAGCUCAAUUAGAGACUUCAGUUGAAGAAUUAUCAAAAACAAACAAGGAAUCUGAAGCUCUGCAAAAGAAAAUCAAAGAUAUGGAAGAAUCUAUUGAAGCCAAUAAAAAAAUGGAAGAGAAGUUCAAGGAACAAGUUGUUCAGUUAGGUAAACUAAGACAUGAGAACGUGAUUGUCAAUGAGCAAUUAACCAAGGCACUAGCAAUGAUUAAAAAAUCCAGCACAUCGAACAAUGUUGAUAUAGAAUUGAUAUCAAAUUUAAUAAUCUCAUUUGUUACAUUACCAAGGGCAGACACCAGAAAAUUCGAAGUUUUAGAAUUAAUUUCCAGUUGUUUGACUUGGGAUGACGAAAAGAAAAAACAAGCAGGUCUAAUACAUUCAAGCAUGAAAGAUCCUGACCAACCAGCGAGAAAAUCCUCAAGAACCCAAGCAUUUAUCUCCAGAUGGACCGAAUAUCUAGAGAAGGAAAGUGAAAAGGAUGUCUGA
This is a messenger RNA of Tetrapisispora phaffii CBS 4417, 1437 nucleotides long. RefSeq names its product Rud3p (gene RUD3). Gene Ontology annotation, molecular function: small GTPase binding. NCBI's taxonomy places the organism in Eukaryota, Fungi, Ascomycota, Saccharomycetes, Saccharomycetales, Saccharomycetaceae. Bases 1 to 1437 code for a protein of 478 amino acids. The record is from RefSeq and is a predicted model, not a curated record. Gene Ontology annotation, cellular component: Golgi apparatus. The transcript has a single exon. Gene Ontology annotation, biological process: endoplasmic reticulum to Golgi vesicle-mediated transport; Golgi organization.